AUGCCGCUGAAUUACUAUCAACUCAAGCAGCGACUGAUGGUGGAAUACAACGGUACUUUCAUAUUUAGUGACAGUACAAGAAUAUCUAACGUGGCGGAGCAGGUGCGUCGUUUCUACGAUGCGGAUGUUGUGAUUGGGCCGCACGGCGCCAAUCUCGCAAACGUCAUGUGGAUGCGUCACGGAACGCAUGUGAUCGAGAUAAUGUCGUACACGUACGGAAACAUGUGCUACUACAACACGGCGAGUGUAGUAAACGUGACGCAUCAUGCUAUUUUUCAUAAGAGAGGGAAAGAUGACCCCUACACGUUGCUUUACGAUGAUCUCCAGCGUCACGUUGACUAUGCGGUCAAUGCACUUCGGAUUGCGUUUUGA
Messenger RNA from Trypanosoma grayi, 372 nucleotides. RefSeq lists its product as hypothetical. Gene Ontology annotation, molecular function: glycosyltransferase activity. NCBI's taxonomy places the organism in Eukaryota, Euglenozoa, Kinetoplastea, Trypanosomatida, Trypanosomatidae. The record is from RefSeq and is a predicted model, not a curated record. Bases 1 to 372 code for a protein of 123 amino acids. The transcript has a single exon.